AUGCUAUCUAUCCAACUACCUAUCCCAGUUUGUUCAAAUCUAUCUAUCUAUCUAUCUAUCUAUCUAUCUAUCUAUCUAUCUAUCUAUCUAUCUAUCUCAUGUGUUGUAUCUAUCUAUCUAUCUAUCUAUCUAUCUAUCUAUCUAUCUAUCUAUCUAUCUCAGUCAACUCAUAUGUAUGUAUGUAUGUAUGUAUCUGUCUAUCUAUCAAUCUAUCAAUCUAACUAUCUAUCUAGCUCAGUCUACUCAUAUCUAUCUAUACCAAUUAUUUUAUACUCUCUCCCUCAUAUCUAUCUAUCUAUCUAUCUAUCUAUCUAUCUAUCUAUCUAUCUAUCUAUCUAUCUCAGUCAACUCAUAUAUAUAUAUGUAUGUAUGUAUGUAUGUAUGUAUGUAUGUAUGUAUGUAUGUAUCUGUCUAUCUAUCGAUCUAUCAAUCUAUCUAUCUAUCUAUCUCAGUCUGUUCAUUAUCUAUCUAUUCCAGUAUUUCAUUCUCUAUCCACUCAUAUCUAUCUAUCUAUCUAUCUAUCUAUCUAUCUAUCUAUCUAUCUAUCUAUCUAUCAAUAUCACUCAGUCUACUCAUAUCUAUCUAUCCCAAUUAUUUCAUUUUCUCUCCCUCAUAUCUAUCUAUCUAUCUAUCUAUCUAUCUAUCUAUCUAUCUAUCUAUAUCCAUAAAAAGGCUGAAUAA
Messenger RNA from Acanthosepion pharaonis, 681 nucleotides. The record is from the annotation of a GenBank genome assembly. Lineage: Eukaryota; Metazoa; Mollusca; Cephalopoda; Sepiida; Sepiidae.